AAAUGGGUAAAGCAUUUAACAGAUUUGGACAUAGCAAGUAUGUUACGCCCGAUGCUGUGGAGUAUUAAGGAAGAAGAGCGUUUAGUCUUUACGCAUAUUUCUGUUUGGAUUUGUACUACGCCUAAUGCUGGAAAAAUAAACCGUAGACCACUUUUAUCUGAAUAUGUUCGGGCGAAGAGGAGGAUCUAUCCUGCUGAG
This is a messenger RNA of Dentiscutata erythropus, 198 nucleotides long. NCBI's taxonomy places the organism in Eukaryota, Fungi, Glomeromycota, Glomeromycetes, Diversisporales, Gigasporaceae. The record is from the annotation of a GenBank genome assembly.